GUAGCACAGUCUAGGCAACUUUCAGACUUGAUGCUUCCUCCUCAGAACGCCUCGCUCGAUGUAUCACUUACAUACGUGUGUAAAUAGAUUAGAUUACCGUUAUUAAAUAAUUAAAUAAUACACGCGUGCUUCAGUUUUUCGCGGUGUGGCUUUUAUACGUACCGAUUUAUUCACAAGACCCGCAAUUCGGGAGUGAUUCGACGUCACCGGAAUAUGAAAUGGCAAGAUUCGUAGCGUGUAUUGUAUUAGUUUAUUUAAGUAUAUGUUGUAAUAUACUAAAUGCAGAUGAAAAUCACGACAACAAUGUCAGUGAUGCAACACAGAAGCCACCUUAUAAAAGUCCAGAACCUUCCGGCUUUGCUUACUUAGCAGAGCAUUUUGACAAUGAAGAAAGGUUUAAGGACACAUGGGUAUUAUCAGAAGCAAAGAAGGAUGAUAUCGACGAGGAUAUCUCAAAAUACGAUGGAAUUUGGUCCAUCGAAGAACUGAAAAGACAUGCUGAAAAUGGAGAUUUCGGACUAGUGCUUAAAAGCAAAGCUAGACACGCUGCCGUUUCUACUUUAUUAACUAAGCCGUUUUAUUUUAAAGACAAGCCUUUCAUUGUACAAUAUGAAGUUAAUUUUCAAGAAGGACAGGAAUGUGGUGGUGCCUAUCUUAAGUUGCUCACUUUAGAUGAUAAACAUAGCAGCUUGAAGCAGUUUCAUGAUAAAACACCAUAUACCAUAAUGUUUGGGCCUGAUAAAUGUGGCAACGAUCAUAAGCUGCAUUUUAUAUUCCGACACAAGAAUCCACUGAAUGGUACAAUCACGGAGAAACACUGUAAGAAAUCGAAAGAUCGGUUAGAAGACUACUUCAAAGAUAAAAAUCCGCAUCUGUACACCCUGAUCAUACGGCCUGAUAACAGUUAUGAGAUAAGAGUGGACAAUAAAGUAUUAAAUUCAGGCUCGUUGCUGGAUGAUUUCGUUCCACCGGUAAAUCCGCCUCUAGAGAUAGAGGAUCCCGAUGACAAGCAACCCGAAGACUGGGACGACAGGGAAAAGAUUCCUGAUCCGUUGGCGAUCAAGCCGGAGGACUGGGAUGAGGAUGCACCGGUGCAAAUUGUCGAUGAGACGGAUGUUAUGCCAGAGGGAUGGCUCGAGGACGAGCCGCCGACGAUACCGAAUCCGGAUUCGAUCAAACCCGACGACUGGGACGACGUAAUGGACGGCGAGUGGGAGGUACCGGAAAUACCGAACCCGAAGUGCGCUGACGUCCCUGGUUGCGGACCGUACAAGCAGAAAAUGAAGAAGAAUCCGCGAUAUAAGGGAAAAUGGUUGGCACCGCUCAUCAACAAUCCCAAUUACAAAGGAAAGUGGAAGCCGAGACUCGUACACAACCCCGAUUACUUCAACGACGAACAUCCGUUCAAGAUGUUGCCGAUUAAUGCUGUCGGUUUUGAGUUAUGGUCGAUGUCACUCGACAUAUAUUUCGAUAAUCUUAUCAUAACGGAUGAUGAGGGAGUCGCCAGGAAAUGGUCGGACGAUACCUUCGAGAUUCGACGUGUUAAAAUCGCCGAAGAGAGCUGGACCGUAUGGAAUCGGAUCGCGACGUUUACCGCGGAUCAUCCGUGGAUAUGGGCAGUAUAUAUUUUGGUAGUUGCGAUCCCAGUAGUGCUGCUAAUAUACUAUUGCUGCUUCUAUGAGGAUAAGUCGGAAUUAAAAGAAGACGAAGAUAAACAACCCUUGAGCAUAAACGACGAUCUCGCGGAAAUUGAGAAAGAUGAAUUGCAAUCUUCCAAUCUCGACCUUUCGGAUCAGGAGCCCAUUAUUGAGGAAAUAGAAGAUAAAGAAAUUGGAACGGAAGAAGUGAUGGAGAGCGAUAAGGAUACACCGUUGGCUAGUGGCGAAGGACCACGUCGAAGAAAACCAAAUAAAGAAUAAUAAGACAAAAGAUUCUAAAAAGAAAUUAUCGCGCUGAUAUUUAUGUAAUACUAUCACAUUCCACAUUACACUUGCCACUGUGGAUAGUAGGGUUACCAAAUCACUAGCAAAUCCAGUCACUGCGACGUGAUCAAUAGUAUUUAAUUCCAUGUCUAAGGAUACUGACACUUGACUUCGUAUAUAUAAAUUAUCACCGAUAUAUUGAAGAAAAUUAUUCAUUACAUACGUUUUCGUAUAUUGAGUAAUGUAUGAUGCAUCUGUAUUCGAAAAAGAAAAGAAAAUUGCAAGAAUGCUGACCCGUUAGAGAACAAAAGAUGCCUUAAUAGCACAUAAUAUUUAUAUAUUUGUGUAUUUCUGGUUAUGAUCUUGUGAAAUGUUUUAGCGUUAAGAGAAUAGGCCCAUUUUAUUCGGUUUAUAAAUUUAAUAACGCCAGUCGGACAAAUUAGCAGAUAAGGUCGUAGAGAAAUCGGCCGAGUGAAACAUACGAAUAGGAGAGAGAUGCAUCAUUCAAUAGGUACUGUGUGCGCUAUUACUGUGGAGUCGAAUGUAACUGUAAAUCAAGCAGCUUUGUCCGACGGUGUGUUGUAUAAAUUUGCAAAUCUGUUUUUGUUUCUCCAACACCUCGACGACUCAACGCAUAAUCGCUUUUCCUAAAUAUCAUAAAAAUGGAGAUGACUGAAAAUACACAGAGGAAAUGAAUUUAGGAAUCACUGAUCUGAGAUGCAAGAGGGCAUUUAUACUUGUAGGCAUCGAUCGGCCACCAUAAUAGUUGAUAUAUAAUAAUUUCGUCGUUAUUAUUAAUUAUAUCAUGUAAUAUUCGUCAAUUUCAAUGUGUUAUCAAGUUAUUUCAGUUAAGAAGCAUGUCCACACAUACGGUACACAUUAAUGUAAUCAGGUACUACGUUAUUUGUAUUCGAUUGAUCGUGAACGAAAUAAAAUCCAAAGAGACAAAGAUAAGAAGAA
This is a messenger RNA of Dinoponera quadriceps, 2882 nucleotides long. RefSeq names its product calnexin-like. Gene Ontology annotation, cellular component: endoplasmic reticulum membrane; endoplasmic reticulum. The transcript has 8 exons. The coding region runs from base 219 to 1919 and encodes 566 amino acids. Gene Ontology annotation, molecular function: calcium ion binding. The record is from RefSeq and is a predicted model, not a curated record. Gene Ontology annotation, biological process: protein folding. NCBI's taxonomy places the organism in Eukaryota, Metazoa, Arthropoda, Insecta, Hymenoptera, Formicidae.